AUGUUUUUCUUUGCAGAAAAUUUUCCAGGUAUUUGGACAACUUUUAACCAGGUUUUUAAGUACUCCGAGAAGGAGGAACAGAAACAGGAAGCGGAAACCUAUAUGAACUUAGCCCAACAACAUCUUUCGCAUCUCUCCAAUUGUCGUGGACUGGGAGAAGAAUCUGUCAGUUCCUCACUAAAAUGUUCCUAUAAUACCAUUAGCUCUCCUUUUCUUCGACUUGCUCCUCUCAAGCUGGAACAGCUGAGCCUUGAUCCCCAAAUCGUACUAUAUCACGAUGUUAUCUACAAGCAAGAGAUUGCGGAUAUUCUACGUCUAACUAAACCGUAUUUUAGACGUGCUCUUGUCGGUUCAGAUGUCGCAAGAUCUGAUGUCCGGCGAGGUUCCAUGAGAGUGGGAUUAGCUCAAAAUGCUUCCUUGUCUAUCGAGCGCCUUAAUCGGAGAUUAAAGGAUAUGUCCGGCUUUGAGUUGAGUUUCAACAAAGAGCUGGAAGUGAUCAAUUAUGGCAUCGGCGGUCAAUACUAUAUGCAUUAUAAAUGUCGCUUCGAAUUGAAUAAGCAGGCUUACUUGGAAAAUAAUAAUCGCAUUGCCACCGUUUUGCUCUACCUAACCGAUGUGCAACUGGGUGGAUUUACCUCCUUUCCUCUGCUGAAUAUGGGCGUGCAACCGAAGAAAGGAGCCGCCCUAAUGUGGCACAAUGUGAACAAUGCGGCAGAAAGCGAUAAGCGGAUGUUGCAUGCCGCCUGUCCGGUGCUACAGGGCAACCGUUGGGUGGCUGCACAAUGGUUCGAAAUGACGAAAUGACGAAACAGCGAAAGACUCUUUGCAACGACAAAAAAUAUGUACGAUAAAAUUUACUUUGAUUACAUUAACAAAAAA
This is a messenger RNA of Drosophila innubila, 879 nucleotides long. Its product is annotated as prolyl 4-hydroxylase subunit alpha-3. Gene Ontology annotation, molecular function: L-ascorbic acid binding; iron ion binding; procollagen-proline 4-dioxygenase activity. The record is from RefSeq and is a predicted model, not a curated record. The transcript has 4 exons. Gene Ontology annotation, biological process: peptidyl-proline hydroxylation to 4-hydroxy-L-proline. NCBI's taxonomy places the organism in Eukaryota, Metazoa, Arthropoda, Insecta, Diptera, Drosophilidae. Gene Ontology annotation, cellular component: endoplasmic reticulum. Bases 1 to 804 code for a protein of 267 amino acids.